GUAUAUAAAAGGCAGGUUUAUACCGCUGAAAGAAUAGAGGUGCAUAAUAUUCUGAUGUCACCACUACUUUUUACAAGUACCUAGAAGAUAACAACGAAUGCUAGAAGCUAGUUUACUGCUGAAAGAAUAAAGAUUUCUCCUGUGACCAUUGCUUAACGCAGUCUCUAAAUAGACCAACAUGGACACUGAAGAUAAAGGCAAUCUCUCGGACGUCGUCAAAGAUAUAUGUUACAAUAUAGACGGCAUGAUCAUGCCAAAGUCAUCGCCAGCGAGAUACCUGCUCGACAUCAAACACCAUUUCGAAGUUCGACCCGACGACGUAUUCCUCAUUACAUAUCCGAAGUCAGGCACGACAUGGAUGCAACAUAUUGUGAGUCUGAUCAUGGCGAACGGUGACGUCACGACGGUCAAUGAGAAACAUGUGUUUCAGAGGGCUCAAUUCCUUGAAAUGUCGCAAACGGCGGAUAUAGAAAGAGGAAUCUACGAAAUCGCAGCCAAGAUGGCGUCACCAAGAUUUCUCAAGACCCACCUGCCCUCACGCUUCUGCCCAACACAACUAGUUGACAAAAAACCAAAGAUCAUUUAUGUAGCACGAAACCCAAAGGAUGCUGCCGUCUCCUACUACCACUUCCACAGUUUCUCGUCGUGGAGUCUACCAAGUUACCCCACCUGGGACCAAUUCUUCGAAGACUUUUAUCACGGAAAUACUCCAAGAGGCUGCUGGUUUGAGAACGUCCUGUACUGGUGGAACAUGAGACAUGAAGACAAUGUCCUAUUCAUCACAUAUGAAGAAAUGAAAAUGGAUAUCCGUAGCUGUGUAAUGAGGGUGUGCACAUUUCUAGGCAAAGAAUUCCAUGAUGACGUCAUAGAUGACAUCAUCCAUCACUCAUCAUUCAAAGCUAUGAAGGAGAACCCUGCAUCCAAUCCAGACUCGUUAGAAAUCUUCAAAGAUUCUGUCAGUCAAAAGAAAUCUUUCCUCAGAAAGGGUGAGGUAGGAGACUGGAAGACAUACUUCACUGUGGACCAGAAUGAGAGAUUUGAUGAACUUUACAAGAAGAAAACAAUGGGCUCGGGGUUACAACUUGUGUUUGAAUAGCACAUGUACAAGGAGGUCAUCAAAGGAAUGUGCGUGUGUGUGUGUGUGGGAGAGGAGGCUUGUCUGAGGUGGGUGUGUGAGGGAUCAUGUAUUUAUCUAUUUGCUGGAAGAAAAUGAGCUUUUAACAAUGUACAAGUAUUAAAAUGAAGGUCAUCUAAUUUUGAAUGUAACCACAGUUACAUACACAGUUAUGUUGUAUUGAAUGUAGAUCUUGUUGAAACUUUCUUUCUCUCUCUCAUUUUUGUUAUCGCAUCAUCUCACUCUCCUUUCUCUCUUUCUUUCCCUCAUCAUUCCCUCUCUUCUCCCUCCUUCGGUGUUGCAACAUCCCUAGGACGAUUCAUCUUAUAAUGUUCUGACUUUAACUAUUCAUGCUUUCAAAUUGUUAAGAGUAAUGUUUAUUUCUGUAAAAACAAAUGCGAUUUUACUGCUAUUUUGAUAUGUAGUUCAGCUUUUCAAGAAAGAAAGGUGGUUAUAUUUAGAUCCGACAGUUUGUUGUGAGUAACCCUAACUCAAUUAAGAAGAUUCAUGACAGUAAUAAUACAAUUCUUUUGGUUGGUUCCUUAGGCUGAAAGGCACAGUCAUAUUUUUGUCAAUAAAAGUGUAGUACUCGAAGUGGUAGACAAACCAAACAAUGUGAUAUUUUAAAUUUAUCACUAUAGGUUGUAUAGUGUAUACUAGUCUUCAGCUCAUGACUGUUUAUUGUGCUUUAGGAAUAUAAAUAUGUAUAUAUCAUGUCUAUGUAUUCUAUUAUUAUAUCUUAUUUGGUUUCAUUCAUCUUUCUGUAUUAUAUUUCAAAUAGGUUGUGCUCUCAUACCGCUGCAGGGGGCCGAUAGAAUCAAAUACAAAUCUUACUAUAAAUCUUCCUAUAUUAUCUUGUUCUAUUCCUUUAAUAUCAUUAGUAUCUAGCUUUUUAUUGAAUAUUUAAGUAGAAGAAAUUGAUUACUAAAUUUGGCAUAGUUUACAAUACAAUAAACUUCAAGUGUGGGGAUACUCCAAAUGCUCAUUUAGACAUCAUGCGGUCAACCGCGGCAGCUUUAUUAUAUGUAAUACAAAGUUUUGGUAUGUGGUCAUGAAUUUGGUUCAAAUUAACAUAUUAGAAGCAUAUGCGAUUUUACAAUAUUCUAUGAUCAUUGUCGCGCUUGAAAUCGAGUCUAUAGUGAUUAAAUUAUAGAUAAUAAACUCUUUAUGUUGUAGGCCUAUAUCUCCCUACCUCUCAAGCCUGAUAUUACUUUAGCUUUAAAACCAAGUUUCUUGACUACAAUUGACCGAUUUGCUAUACCUGUUGGGAAAUUAUAUAUCAGAACUGCAUAAUUUGAGAUUUUCAUGCUCGCAGCUACCAUGAAAUAUUUGGGAGCACCGGUGUAUUUGGAUUAUUUAAUUUCUCGAAGGCUAAAAUUUCUAGUGCUCCACGGGGGCAUCCAAAUGUAUCCAUCCAAUUUUCAAAAUUUCCCAAAACUUUUCAUUACCUUUAAGAGUAAAUGAAUGACAACUGAGUGCGACAAAGGUCCUCCGCAUCUUCACUGGGUUCUGUUUUGUAAGAUACAGAAAUUUUAUGACACUUUACAUCAUCCUAAAAAACUACUGCGGUUUUGCCGUGUCAUGUCUGAAUGAGGCCUUACACAUUAUACAUAAUAAUAAUAAUAACAGUUGGUUCUUAUAUAGCGCUUUUCAGGACCAAUGGCCCUCUCAACUCGUGACAUAUCCACUCGUCCACGACAUCUCUACAUGCAGUACCUGUAUUCAAAAGAAGGCUUGGAAGAACUUUCUUUCAUCCUCAUUUAUUUGCAUGUAGAUGACAUGUUUUGAUCAUAAUCAUUUACAGUGUUUAAGUGAUAGAGUGCUGAAGACUGUAAAGUCAAACAGGUCAGUGGCUACCUCUCUAUAAAGGCCAAAAUGUUUGAUCUGUAGAACCUGUCCAGAAAGGACACCUGUCUAUAUAGUGCAAACUUUCUGUUUCAAUUUGGUGGCCUUAAUAGACAGGUUUGACAGUAUAUACAUUACAAUUGGUUCCACAGAAGAAAUGAAAUUUGUCAAGCUAAUUGCUUGAUAACUAUUUUGAAUGAUCCGCAGAAAAUGAAUGAAACAUAUUGAAAGAAUUAGCCCAUCGUUAUAUAAAAUUUAUUGGAAUAAAAGCAAAAUAAAUGGAGAAUUUAUUCAGUAAAACUCGAGAAAGAUCAUUUAAAAAUACAGAUAUGUCUACAAUAUGAAUGGAAAGAAGCUUGCAAAUAAAACCAACGAGUUGCAAAGUUG
Molecule: messenger RNA, 3346 nt
Organism: Strongylocentrotus purpuratus (purple sea urchin)
Lineage: Eukaryota; Metazoa; Echinodermata; Echinoidea; Camarodonta; Strongylocentrotidae
Product: sulfotransferase 1C4
Exons: 9
Coding region: 179-1096 (305 amino acids)
Biological process (GO): sulfation
Cellular component (GO): cytoplasm
Molecular function (GO): sulfotransferase activity
Source: RefSeq, a predicted model, not a curated record